Molecule: messenger RNA, 1008 nt
Organism: Aegilops tauschii subsp. strangulata
Lineage: Eukaryota; Viridiplantae; Streptophyta; Magnoliopsida; Poales; Poaceae
Source: RefSeq, a predicted model, not a curated record
AUGGUCUGUCGAAGUCGCCGCUCCCUCUAUGGUCUUAAACAGGCCCCUCAUGCCUGGUUUGAACGCUUCGCCUCUGUGGUGACUGCCGCUGGUUUCUUGCCCAGUGAUCAUGAUCCCACGCUGUUUGUUCACACGUCUCCUCGUGGUCGGACUCUUCUCCUUGUUUAUGUUGAUGACAUGAUCAUCACUGGUGACGACUCUGACUACAUCGCCUUUGUUAAGGCCCGCCUUCACGACCAGUUCCUCAUGACUGAUCUUGGUCCUCUUUGCUAUUUUCGUGGGAUUGAGAUCUCCUCGACCUCUGAUGGCUUCUACAUCUCUCAAGACAAAUAUAUUCAGGAUCUUCUUGCUCGAGCUGCUCUCAGUGAUGACUGCACUGUUCUGACUCCUAUGGAGCUCAACGUUCAGCUUCGUGUCUCUGAUUGUGACCCUCUUCCUAAUCCCACUCGCUAUCGUCACCUCGUUGGUAGCCUUGUCUAUCUUGCUGUUACGCGUCCUGACAUCUCCUAUCCUGUUCACAUCCUGAGUCAGUUUGUCUCAGCCCCCACCUCUGUCCACUAUAGUCACCUCCUCCGUGUUCUACGAUAUCCUCGUGGCACGAUCUCUCAGCACCUUUUCUUUCCCCGCUCCAGUUCUCUUGAGCUCCAGGCUUACUCUGAUGCUACCUGGGCUAGUGAUCCUUCUAAUCGAUGCUCGCUGUCUGCUUACUGUGUCUUUCUUGGUGGCUCUCUUAUUGCCUGGAAGACAAAGAAACAGAUUGCAGUUUCUCGCUCGAGUACAGAUGCUGAGGUUCGAGCCAUGGCUAUGCUGACGGCUGAGGUGAUCUGGUUACGGUGGUUGCUUGAGGACUUUGGUGUGUCUGUUGCCACCUCGACUCCCUUACUGUCAGACAGUACUGGUGCUAUCAGUAUUGCGCGCGACCCGUUGGCUGACUUCUUCACGAAGGCACAGAUUCGAGCGCAGCAUGCCUUUUUCCUCUCCAAACUCAGUGUUGUUGAUCCACCAUGA